CUGUACUUUUUUUUUCGCAUUCUUUUGUGGGCUAUAAGUUAUAGCCCCUUUCAAUUUCCAUCACAGCAAUCGGCAGUCUCAUUAUUAGCCCAAAGCUCUUAAUUUUGUGUGAAGGAUGGAGAAGGACGGUAACGAGUGUGAUUCUCAACCUUUGCCUGCACCACCACCUGUCAUACCACCAAGUGUAAAGCCUGAGAAAGCAGAUAGGCCAAACCGCAGCAUAAUCAGUAGGCCAGGAUUUGGGAAAACAGGGCGACCUAUCUCUCUGCUCAGUAACCAUUUCAGAGUUUCUCUCAAGCAUCCAGAUGAGAUUUUUUACCAAUAUACUGUUUCUAUUAGUUCUGAGCUAGGGAAAACUGUUGACAGCAAGGGAAUUGGGAGAAAAAUUAUGGAUAAACUUUACCAAAUCUAUUUCUCUGAUUUAGCUGGAAAGAGAUUUGCAUAUGAUGGAGAAAAAGCUUUAUACACUGUAGGGCCUCUGCCUCAUAACAACUUAGAGUUCCCAGUAGUUCUGGAGGAGUCCAUGGUUAAACGGGGGAGCCCUUCUCAGACCGGGAGUCCUAGUGAGUCUGGUAAAAGAGCAAAGCAUUCUCUACAAUCAAAAACCUUUAAAGUUGCGAUCAGUUACGCUGCCAAAGUACCCUUGAAGUCCAUCUCUCUUGCUCUUCAAGGAGCUGAACCAGAAAAGGUUCAAGAUGCACUGAGAGUUCUUGACAUUGUGCUGAGACAACAAGCUGCUAAUAGGGGUUGCCUUUUGGUCAGGCAGUCAUUCUUUCAUGAUGAUUCGAGGUUAUUUACUGAGGUUGGAGGUGGUGUUACUGGUUGUCGGGGAUUUUAUUCAAGCUUUCGGCCCACUCAUGGAGGCUUGUCCUUGAAUAUGGAUGUAUCUACAACAAUGAUCCUGACACCUGGGCCUGUAAUUAACUUUCUACUUGCAAACCAAAAUGCAAAAGAACCUCGUUUUAUUGAUUGGGUGAAGGCAAAGAAGAUGUUGAAAAAUAUGAGGGUAAAGGCAAGGCACAACAACAUGGAAUUCAAGAUCAUAGGUUUAAGUGAAAAGCCUUGCAAUCAGCAAUUUUUUUCUAUGAAAGUGAAAAGUGGUACUGAUCAACAUGAUGGAGGAGAGACUGUAGAGGUCACAGUUUAUGAGUAUUUUACAAAACAUCGAAACAUAGAACUUCAUUCGUCUGCAUACAUGCCAUGCCUUGAUGUCGGAAAGCCUAAACGACCAAACUAUCUGCCUUUGGAGUUGUGUUCUCUUGUAUCUCUCCAACGAUACACAAAGGCUUUAACCUCAAUGCAGAGGGCAUCUCUAGUUGAAAAGUCUAGGCAGAAGCCUCCAGAGAGAAUACAAGUUGUAACCAAUGCUAUGAAAAACUAUCGGUAUGAUGAUGACCCUAUCCUCUCUGCUUGUGGCAUAUGCAUUGAGAAACAGCUUACUCAAGUUGAUGGCCGUGUCCUUGAGGCACCUAAGUUGAAGGUUGGUAACAAUGAAGAUUGCUUCCCAUGUAAUGGCCGUUGGAACUUCAACAAGAAGAAACUUGUAGAUCCCAUCAGGAUAGAACGUUGGGCAGUUGUCAACUUCUCUGCCCGUUGUGACACCAGUUAUCUUUCGAGGGAGCUUAUCAACUGUGGAAGAAACAAGGGCAUUCAUAUUGAGCGACCAUAUUCACUGAUAGAGGAAGACCCACAAAAUCGAAGGUUAAGCCCUGCAGUACGAGUUGAGAAGAUGUUUGAACUGAUUAUGUCCAAACUUCCUGGUCCUCCUGAAUUUCUGCUGUGUGUGUUGCCAGAGCGGAAAAAUUCUGAUUUAUAUGGCCCUUGGAAGAAAAGGAAUCUCAGUGAUCUUGGUAUCGUUACUCAAUGCUUGUCACCUACCAAGAUCAAUGACCAAUAUCUCACAAAUGUGCUUCUUAAAAUCAAUUCCAAGCUUGGAGGGAUCAAUUCAUUGUUGUCAAUAGAGCGACCCUCACGCAUCCCACUUAUCAAGGAUACUCCAACAAUGAUCUUGGGGAUGGAUGUCUCUCAUGGAUCUCCUGGCCGCUCAGAUAUUCCAUCUAUUGCUGCUGUUGUUGGAUCUAGAUCUUGGCCACUGAUAUCAAGGUACAGAGCAGCUGUUCGUACGCAAUCAUCAAAGGUUGAAAUGAUUGAAUCUCUAUACAAACCUUUGGCAAAUGGAGAAGAUGGUGGCAUUAUGAGGGAACUACUUUUGGAUUUCUAUGGUACAAGUAAUGGCUACAAGCCAGCUCAGGUUAUUGUUUUCAGGGAUGGAGUGAGCGAAUCACAAUUUAGUAAGGUUUUGAAUUUUGAGCUCAAUCAAAUGAUAAAGGCUUAUGAGCAUCUUGGUGAGGUUAACUUUCCGAAAUUCACUGUGAUUGUGGCUCAAAAGAAUCACCACACAAAGCUCUUUCAAAAUAAUGCCUCAGAAAAUGUUCCACCAGGUACUGUUGUGGACACGAAAAUAGUCCAUCCGAGAAAUUAUGAUUUUUACAUGUGUGCUCAAGCAGGGAUGAUUGGAACUUCUCGGCCUGCUCACUAUCAUGUCUUGCUUGAUGAGAUUGGUUUCUCUCCUGAUGACUUACAACAACUCAUCCUUUCUCUCUCAUAUGUGUACCAAAGGAGUACAUCUGCAAUCUCAAUUGUGGCUCCUGUUUGUUAUGCACAUCUUGCAGCCCAACAAAUGGGACAGUUCAUAAAGUUUGAGGAUUUUUCUGAAACUUCUUCUGGGCAUAAGAGUGGCGUCACAUCAGUUGGUAGCAUUUCUGUUCCUGAGCUUCCCAGGCUGGAUGAAAAGGUUGCAGGCUCCAUGUUCUUUUGCUGAAGUCUGACUCUAAUAAACCUGUAAAUACUUGUUGAUAUAGGCUAUAGCCAACCCCAAGUAUCCAUUUUGAAGGGGUUUUGGAAUGGUUCAUCUGGUAGCAACUUUUGGUAUACCGGUCUGGAACCUUUUAAAUUACACACAUCCUCCCUAGUACAGAAAUUCUGGAGGAUUUGCAGGAAUUAGACUGUUAAUGCUGAAGUAGUCUAGACCUUAGUCUUUGUACUAACUCCACCUUUUGCUAAUUAUGGUGCAUGCAUUGUGUACCAAGUGGAGGAUUACUAUGCAUCUUGGUUGGAAGAUGUAUCUUAUUAUCGUGGCGGUUGUUGAAGAAA
This is a messenger RNA of Coffea eugenioides, 3153 nucleotides long. RefSeq names its product protein argonaute 16. The record is from RefSeq and is a predicted model, not a curated record. Gene Ontology annotation, biological process: regulatory ncRNA-mediated post-transcriptional gene silencing. The transcript is spliced from 23 exons. Gene Ontology annotation, cellular component: cytoplasm. Lineage: Eukaryota; Viridiplantae; Streptophyta; Magnoliopsida; Gentianales; Rubiaceae. Bases 116 to 2821 code for a protein of 901 amino acids. Gene Ontology annotation, molecular function: protein binding; RNA binding.